ACCUGUGUCACAAUACUCGUGGCCUUCUUCUCCUUCUACCUUUCCGAGAUGGAAUACGGGAGCAACGGCAUCCGCACGACAAGCGUUGCUGCUUUGGCACUGACGAGGUAUGUGGGCCCCGUCCUGUGCUCCCCAGAGGCACUGCAGAACUUCUGGAAGGUCUUGGAGUUUGUGGUUAGUGCUCUCAUCUUCUUCAUCGCCGGCAUGAUCACCCACAGAGCCAGCCUCUCCGCAAACGUCUCGCUGAUGGACUGCGGCUAUUGCGUGGCGCUCUUCAUUCUCACCAUGCUGAUUCGCGCGGCCGUGGUUCUAGGCUCCUACCCCUUUCUGCGCCAGAUGGGUGUAGGCCUGAAGCCACGCGAGUUUGUCUUCGUGAUUCUCGGCGGAGUUCGCGGGGCCAUUUCCCUGGCCUUCGCCAUGUCGGCACGCUCGGCGAUGAUAGCCGCGGACGAGCGGCCUGUCGGUGACCGCGUGGUCUUCCUGGUUGCAGGGCUGUCCUUCUUGAGCAUGGUGGUGAACACCGCCGCGACGAAAAUUUUCGUGCGCUUGGCGGGAGUUGAGAGCUCUGCUUCGAGCGACAGCAAGCAGGAGUACCUCGACUACGUAUCCGCCCGAGUCUCUAAGUACGCCAGGCAGCAGUACAAGGAAAUCUGCUCCAACAUGAGGGUGAACGCCGUUGAAGCGCUGGAUACGCUUCCGGCCCUCCAGGAUCUGAAAGGCACCCAAGAGGCUUAUCCCUUCGGCACGGAGGCCCCGCCUGCUCUCUGGACUCGAGCCGUGUCGCCCGAAGGGAAGUAUUGGGACCUGAUGGAGCUGCCUGUUGAGCUCCGGGAUUGGCAACUGCUUGAGGAGGCGCUGAAGUCGAAGGGCGCCCUGGAAAAGAUGCUUGCAUCUCUGCAAUCUGUUGCGCCUACCUGGUGCACUUGGAUCCACGACAUGCAUUUCCGCUGGGUGCUCCAGUACGAGCUCGAUAUGUAUGUCGCCGUGGUAUCCUUCCUUGCGGCGCAUCAGCAUGCGCAGCAAUCUGUGGCUGACUUGCUGGGUGAUGAGGCCGGUUCGUCCGCGUACCUGACGCUGCUGUUGGAGUCCACGCGCCAAAUGGGCGCUGCCCAGCGAAGUGUGGCUUUGAUUGCUCGUGAGGACAUCGACAUCUUCAAUGGCUCCAUCGUGAGUGAUUUGAUCCUCAAGCGUGUGGCAGAGUUCAUAUACCAGCUCCUCGAGUAG
Molecule: messenger RNA, 1224 nt
Organism: Symbiodinium pilosum
Lineage: Eukaryota; Dinophyceae; Suessiales; Symbiodiniaceae
Source: the annotation of a GenBank genome assembly